Messenger RNA from Talaromyces atroroseus, 816 nucleotides. RefSeq lists its product as hypothetical. The transcript has 3 exons. Lineage: Eukaryota; Fungi; Ascomycota; Eurotiomycetes; Eurotiales; Trichocomaceae. The record is from RefSeq and is a predicted model, not a curated record. Gene Ontology annotation, cellular component: EMC complex. Bases 1 to 816 code for a protein of 271 amino acids.
AUGAAGACCCUCACCAUCGCAGCGCUACUAUCGUCCUUCAGCAUCCUGCAAACCGCUGCAUCCUCCUCUCUCACCGUUCAAAUUCCACCCAACAACAUCCUCCCCAAUCCGCAUGUGCUGCCCCCAAACACGCACGCAACACUGACCACACUGCCCCAAUCCCAAUCCCAACAGCAGCAGCAGCAGCAGCACAUAAUAUCAGCACCUCUAACCCACACCGCCGAAUUCCAUUUCUCCGACCUGCCAUCUUCGGAAAACUCAGAGUCCUACCUCCUCGACAUCCGAAGCAAGGAAUACAUCUUCGCGCCCUACAGAGUCGACAUCGCCGCCGAUGGCAGCGUGCUAGGCAUAUGGGAGACAUUCCGCGGGAACCAGUGGGAGAAUCGUGGCAUGGAGCGGUACACCAAGUUGAAAGGGCAGGAACAUCAUGAUGUGACUGUGCAAGCGCAUGUUGUGGCGCGAAGGGGGUUUUAUGAGAUUAGGCCCAAGUUCUCCCCUCUCGAUCUAUUCAAGAACCCCAUGAUCCUGCUCUCCGUCUUUGCUCUGGUGGCUACAUUGGGUAUUCCGAAACUUCUCGAGAACAUGGACCCUGAAAUGCGCGAAGAAUUCGAAAAACAGUCCCGCUCCAGCCCGCUUUCGUCCGCUCGUCAAGCUGCCGUUGCAGGCGGUGCGCCUGGUGGUGGAGGCGCGCCUGGGUUUGACCUUGCUGGGUGGAUGGCUGGCACGGCGCCUUCGCCUCUAGGUCCUGGGUCGACAGGUGCUGCUGCUGCUGCUGCUAGUGGUCGAGAGUCGGGUGCUGGGGCGAGGAGACGGUAG